This is a messenger RNA of Mucor velutinosus, 1665 nucleotides long. RefSeq lists its product as uncharacterized. The record is from RefSeq and is a predicted model, not a curated record. Gene Ontology annotation, molecular function: protein binding. The transcript has 9 exons. Lineage: Eukaryota; Fungi; Mucoromycota; Mucoromycetes; Mucorales; Mucoraceae. Bases 1 to 1665 code for a protein of 554 amino acids.
AUGAAAACUGUUAAUCUCAAGAAGCUGCUUAUAAUACUCUCUGCCAUUGCGCUGAGCGCUGUAUCUGGGCAGCCAUCGGUAGCCCGAUCUGAUGCUAACUGUGAUUUCAUAAACAGAAGUAUCUAUUGCUUUGGUGGUGUCCCUGCAGUUGGUGAUAAUACAUUGCCAGACAAUACAGUCAUGAUGAUUGAUCUUACCUUUUGCAAUGAAAAUACCGCACAAGAGAUCAAAGACAAAUGGGUUACAGAAGCGCCAAGAGCAGAACGAGUAGACAUUCUGCCCCGAUCCCAUGCUCAAGGUAUUGCUCUUCCAGAUGGACACCAAUUUCUUCUCAGUGGUGGCUUUAACAAUGGCUCUGGGCCUAUUGCUGAUCAAACGAUUGUUUAUAAUGUAUUCACACAGAAAUGGUCGAAAUACGCAAACUUCGUUGAUGGAUCGUUUGGGAACAGACAAAUGUACAACACUACUUUAUGUAUGGUUGCAUACUACGCUUCAACCGUAGAUGUACCUAAUGUCGGUAUUGGGUUUUACGGUGGUUUCGAGCAAAACAUCAAUCGUAGUUGGACAAUGGGAACAGGCCAGAAUUUGACCAAAGCAGAGUUCAACGGAGGAUCAUCAAGAACAAUUGGUUAUCCAAAGAUGACAUUUCUCGACCUGAGCGAUUCCUUCUCACCUUGGAGAGUGCCUUCACAAAGUAGAGUCCCUACCGUGUAUAGUGCUCACCAAAGUUCUAUCUAUGAUAAAGAAUCCAAGAAUAUAUAUUUCUUUGGUGGAGAGUACUAUAAUAUUGAUGAUCCUCUGCAUGACCAACCUACGGCCAUCGAGCACACUUUCAAUUACUCUCUAUUCUACAAUGUAGAGACUCAUACCUGGGGAAAUCAAACAUGGGGAGGUGCUAAACCGAGCUCAAGAAAGUAUCAUACUACGACUCUUUUGUCAUCCAAAAGAGACGUCUUGCUUUACGGUGGUGAAAGCAAAGAAGGAGCUGUCUCUGACUUUUGCUACGUAUUGAAUCUCGAUACUAAACAAUGGGUUCAGCAAGCAAUUGAAGCAUCCUUGGCUACUAAAUACAUCAGAACUAGACAUUCAUAUGUUAUGGAAGAGGACAGUAAUACAUUAUUCAUUCUAUUCGGAAAGAAUAAUGCAACAAUAGCUGUCAACGAUAUCCUGAUGCUGAAUACUACCGACCCCAAGAACAUAAGCCUUUAUGAGACAUACCAUGAUCCAAUGACAUGGGAUCUUGGAGAGACAUCUAUCGAUGCUUCCUCUAAUACUGCUCUCAUUGUUGGUAUCUCCGUUGGUGCGACAGUAGCGGGCAUUGUUCUUGUUGGACUCAUCAUUUAUUUUUGGCGUAAGCGACGUGCUAGCACAAAGAGUGUUAAUACCCAAAAGACACAAUGGAUUCAAAAAGCAGAGGCUUCUGCGAAUCAUUUGCCAAAAGACCAAAUGCCUGCUAGUACCCAAAGGGCACAAUGGAUUCAAAAAGCAGAGGCUCCUGCAAAUCAUUUGCCAAAGGACCAAAUGCCUGCUAGUAGUAAACCUGAUACUCGCUACUCAUACAUGGUAUCGCGCCCAAGCUUGCAAGAUGAUGAGGCCACUUUGAUAGGCUUUAAUGAUGCUUCUGCUGCUUCGAAUCGCCAAGGGGCUAAAGUCUUGAAACAUUAA